AGUCUGCCACAAUGUGAAAAUCGAACCAGGUCUAUAGUUGUGUGUAUGAUACCUCCGAAAUAUCAAAUAUGAUGUGUCUAUACCUGAUUGCUUGUGUCUUUCCUGUGCACAACAAAUUGCAAUCUAUUCCCCAGAUUCUGAAGCUUUGUGCAGGCAACAGUGUUCAAUUGAGUGCCCUCUACGGUUGGCUAUCCUGUGUUCAGUGUACAAUGUUUUCACGUUACUGUAUACAGACCAUGCAACCACAAAUGUUCCUGUUAACCUACGACCAUAUCGCCAGUCCUUCACCUCUACCCACACCUUCACCUCUACAGUACGUACCCACGAUACUUAUACUCGGCCUAUGGUAAUGCUACCAUGCACCACUAAAGAUAGUCACAUGCAACAACUGACGCUAAGCGGGACAUUUACAGCAGAAGUGACGAUGAUAUAAGCUUACGCUAGUCGAUAGAUAUGCAUGUAGACUCUAUAAUUAUAUAUACCCACCACAGAAAAUAAUGUAGAAAAGCAUAUCCUCGCCUAUGGAUCAACAUUCUCAUGAAAACAUCAGAGGGACGGAUCCCCUCUGUAUAACUUUACUCUUGAAUACAUCAUAAGCAACCUUUGCUUCCUUCUUUAGAGGGCUUCUGAAAACAUUGCAGAAGUGACGAUGAUAUAAGCCUACGCUAGUCGAUAGAUAUGCAUGUAGACUCUAUAAUUAUACCCACCACAGAAAAUAAUGUAGAAAAGCAUAUCCUUGCCUAUGGAUCAACAUUCUCGUGGAAACAUCAGAGGGACAGAUCCCCUCUGUAUAACUUUACUCUUGAAUACAUCAUAAGCAACCUUUGCUUCCUUCUUUAGAGGGCUUCUGAAAACAUUGCAUGAUAGUCUCCUGGCAACUUUUCCUGGCGACAAUCUAUAUACACAUUUAGUAUUAGCGAUGAUGACUACUAACAACAUGACACAGAAAACCCACAGAACAAAGCAGUUCAUUCCAACUGACUUAAAUCAGUUAUGGCACUAACAUGUGGCCUGUGUUAACAACCAGACAACAGCACAUUUGUAUACGUCACUUUGCAAGAUAUCUCUGUUGUGACUGACUAAACUAUAAACUCAAUCACGGAUUGAAAGGUAGAUAUCUAAACAUGAAGUCAAUUGCCGUUUUGGUGCUACUACUGGUGUCCAGUUCGAACCUGAUCAAUGCUCGGACAUUGUCGAUAACUCCUAUUCUUGUGAACGAAGGUGACACUGUAAGAGCUUGUGUCACAUAUACUAGUACUCCUGAAUCAGUAACUGAAAUCGUGCUGUCUACACUGGAUGGGGGAGCUGGCGGUGCAAUAAGUACUACUACAGGUGGUAGCGACUUCACCUCUUUUGUCGAGACUCUCACCUUCGGCCUAGGCAUGGACCUGGAGCAGUGUAGAAACAUUCAGACUCUUGCUGAUGAGGCUCUGGAAGGGUUUGAAUCAUUCAGAAUUGAAGCUUUUUUGAGCGGAACAACUACACCUACAGAUAUGUCCCCCCAGACAGCUACUAUUGGAAAUGUUGGCAUUCUAACAAUUGGAUUUGGUGAGACCAGCUAUCAGUUCCUCGAGGAUCAGGGUGGCCAAGUCUGUGUCGUGAUCGAAGGAAAUGGCUCCAUAGAGGGAACUCUUAUGGUAACACUCAUGGUCACUCUUACUGACGGAACAGCCACAGAGGCUGACAGAGAUUACGACCCCUCUUUACGGUCAAUGGUAAUUGUUCUUGACCAGAACACUCCCGCAAGUGGCAGGUGCUUUUCCGUGCCUAUCACUUCAGAUCAGAGUGUGGAAUCAGAUGAAACAUUUCAUUUGACCAUCAACAGUAACAGACAAUAUCAGCUUAGUCCUACCAACGGUCAAGUGGUAGUUACAAUCAUUAACGAUGAUGUUGAGUGCGGUGACCUUCCUAUUCCAAGCAACGGUGCUGUGAGUUACAGCGACACCACCCUCAUCAACUCCGUAGCAACCUUCACCUGUAGCGAGGGUUACAUAGUGACUGGAGACUCCACCCGAACCUGCCUAGUCACUGGGAUGUGGUCUGGCAUCCAACCAUCUUGCGAACCUGUUGAUUGUCCGUCUCUGUCGGAUCCCCUCAAUGGACAGGUCCACCUCACCACCACCACUCUGAGCUCCAUAGCCAGCUAUUCUUGUGACCAGGGUUUUGCUCCCAGCUCAACAGAGGAUCGGCUCUGCCAGACUACUGGACAGUGGUCUGGUUUACCACCAGUGUGUACAAUUAUUGACUGUGGAACCCCCAGCUCCUUAAACAAUGGCGGACAAGUCACAGUCUCCCUCACCACCUUUGGCUCAUUCUCAGUGUACACUUGCCCAUCUGGCUAUGUUCUCAGUGCUCCGCCCUCAAUCCGUUCCUGUAUGGAGAAUGGGAACUGGUCAGGAUUGGAUCCAACCUGUGAUUCAGCUGACAAUGUUGGACUCUAUGUGGGAAUAGCAGUACCAGUUGGUUUAGUAAUAAUUGCCGCAACAGUUCUAUUGUUGUGUGUUAUGCACAAGAAAAGAACUAAGCUAUCAGAAGUGGUUACCUACCAAGCCAAUAGUGAGUAUUAUGAAGACAUCAAUGUUGCCCCAAUAAUUAGUUCUAGCACAGAGGUCCCUUCAACUCAAGAGCCCCUCUAUACUACCAUCGAGGAAUCAACUGACUCCAACAGCAACCUAACUCAGAGCAAAGCCUAUGGAAAUGUUGUCACAACAAGUGACUACGGCAACGAGGGAGUGGUAGGGAUAAAUGAAGUAACCAUGGAAACAAACGAAUCGUAUGGCACAACCGAGCAACCACAAAUGGCCCAGUUAACCUAUGACUAUAUUACCAAUCCUUCACCUGUAUCACAUGGUCCACCCAUAAUACUAAAUCCGGCCUAUGGUGAUGUUACCACUACUAAAGACAAUGACAUAGCAACUGACGCUAACGGGUUGAGUAGGACAGCAGAAGAGGCAAUGAUAAUAAAUGAAGCCUACGCUGGAGUAAGGCAGCCGAUAGAUAUGUAUAUACCCACCACAGAGAAUGAGGCAUACACUAGUGUGACUGCUGACACUAAGUCAUAAUUAUAUGACUAAGCUUUUAUUGAACACAGAUUAGAACACUUUGUAGAUUACCGUUACUUGAAUUAGAGCUACAUGCACAUGCAUAUUAUUUUGUGAGACUAAUUUUGUAACAAAUUUAUCGCAUGCAUUAUUUAUUGCAUUAUUUAUAAUGCAAUAUUGAUCUAAGAUACAG
This is a messenger RNA of Halichondria panicea, 3234 nucleotides long. RefSeq lists its product as uncharacterized. The record is from RefSeq and is a predicted model, not a curated record. The coding region runs from base 1125 to 3062 and encodes 645 amino acids. Gene Ontology annotation, cellular component: membrane. Gene Ontology annotation, biological process: cell communication. The transcript has 9 exons. NCBI's taxonomy places the organism in Eukaryota, Metazoa, Porifera, Demospongiae, Suberitida, Halichondriidae.